Molecule: messenger RNA, 408 nt
Organism: Helobdella robusta
Lineage: Eukaryota; Metazoa; Annelida; Clitellata; Rhynchobdellida; Glossiphoniidae
Exons: 3
Coding region: 1-408 (135 amino acids)
Source: RefSeq, a predicted model, not a curated record
AUGACGGGAGAUUUCGGCUUCGAGAAGACGGUUUCAGCCAGCACGAUGGCCAUCAAAGAUGCGCAAGAAGCUGGUCUCCUCAGGGGAUUCAACGUCAGCAUCUUCAUCAUUUUCAUCAUCAGCGUCAUAUACAUGGACGACAAGUGCGACGGUAAGGAGGCACUGGGAAAAACUUCAGAACUCCACUACAUAAAGCACGUCAGUGCAUUUGUCGGUCUGCCCUGCUCAGCUGAAGUACAUUUUUUAGCACUGUCAAACACAUUCGCAACAAGUUUCCCAUUUGCAACAUUCGACAUCAACCCAGCAACACAUCAACACUUAAAUAUGUCAACACACUCCAUGAAACACCUUAUACUAAACUACGAGUUUAAUACAAAAUGGUUUUCUUUUGAUAUUCACAUUUUAUAA